UGCGCAAGUUCCAAGCUCAAGGAAGGGAAGGGAAGGGAAGGGAAGGGAAGCUAUCUCAACUGAAGUCUUGUUUUUCACAGCUCUCUCUGUCUUUAUAAUCCCCAUCGGUCCCUUCUUCCCAUGGAAGAAUCUCUCUCUCUCUCUCUCUCUCUCUCUUCCAUCUCUCUGCGGUGCGUCCUGAUGAGCAUAAAUAAGCUCUCGCUAUCUCCAUUCUUUUGACCUCCCCGUCGCCUUCUUCACCACCUUCUUCUUCAAUAAAAUCUGAACCAGCUUUCGAAGAAAAGAAGCUAUAUAUGGAGGUCGGAACGGUAAAUGACAGGCUACCUGCUUCUUCCCAGGUCCUCGACUCUCUCUGGAUCUCCAAAUCUCACCCUUCCUUCCACGGCGACUCCUUUUCAUGUUCAUUGUCCAUGGUCAAGUCCGAAGAUGUCAGAGGGGCAAGCCCCACCUCGGACCUGCCAUUUUUCUCGGCGCUCGAGAAAGAAGAAAGCGGCAAUGAGGACUACGACGGGUGCUUCCACCAACCGGGGAAGAAAAGGCGGCUAACCGCCGAUCAAGUUCAGUUUCUGGAGAAAAAUUUUGAGGUAGAAAAUAAGCUUGAACCAGAGAGGAAAGUCCUGCUCGCCAAGGAACUGGGCUUGCAGCCCCGCCAAGUCGCCAUCUGGUUCCAGAACCGGCGAGCCCGGUUCAAGACCAAGCAGCUGGAGAAGGACUAUGACUCUCUCAAGGGAAGCUUUGAUAGGCUCAAGGCUGACUACGAAAACCUCCUCAAGGAGAAGGAAAGAUUGCGAAAUCAGGUUGAGGCGCUCAGAGAGAAGCUGCUUCUGAGAGAAGAUCAGAGCCGAAUUUCAGAACUUGCCGGUUUAAUCAAACCGGUGGUUGCAGAGGCCCAGAAGCAAAUGCCCAAUUCAGCAGGUUCUGGGCAUAUUAUAGCCAAGCAGGAAGAUGCAAAUUCAUCAGCCAAGAGUGAUGUUUUCGAUUCAGAGAGCCCGCAUUCUUCAACCCUGGAGCCGGCGAACUCUUCCCAUGGCUUCGGACCCGAGCAAUCGAACGUCGACGAAAACGAGCUCGGCCGGGGGCUUUUGCCGUCGCCGUGCUUCCCCAAGCUUGAAGAAGAAGAAGAAGAAGAAGAAGACGAAGAGGAAAGCCUGGCUGCAAAUUGCUCCGGCUGGAGCUUCCCGGUUGAAGGUCAGCCUUCUUGGUUGUGGCCUUACUGAAUUAGCUGCUUCCAGGCCAUAGAUAGGACUCGAACUAAUUAAUCUCUUAAUCAGCCCAUGCAACUUCAUGUGUUCUGUUGUAAUUAAUGUUUCGAUGCAAUAAGAUACUGUUCCCUGUCCCUCGUUUCCAGCUUUA
Molecule: messenger RNA, 1353 nt
Organism: Diospyros lotus (date-plum)
Lineage: Eukaryota; Viridiplantae; Streptophyta; Magnoliopsida; Ericales; Ebenaceae
Product: homeobox-leucine zipper protein HAT5-like
Exons: 3
Coding region: 294-1217 (307 amino acids)
Biological process (GO): positive regulation of DNA-templated transcription
Cellular component (GO): nucleus
Molecular function (GO): sequence-specific DNA binding; DNA-binding transcription factor activity, RNA polymerase II-specific
Source: RefSeq, a predicted model, not a curated record